Messenger RNA from Penicilliopsis zonata CBS 506.65, 1628 nucleotides. RefSeq lists its product as hypothetical. Lineage: Eukaryota; Fungi; Ascomycota; Eurotiomycetes; Eurotiales; Aspergillaceae. The record is from RefSeq and is a predicted model, not a curated record. Gene Ontology annotation, molecular function: O-acyl-L-carnitine transmembrane transporter activity. The coding region runs from base 375 to 1355 and encodes 326 amino acids. Gene Ontology annotation, cellular component: mitochondrial envelope. Gene Ontology annotation, biological process: carnitine transmembrane transport; mitochondrial transport. The transcript has 5 exons.
CCCGGCAUCGUCGCUGCCCGAAGUCUUAUGUCACUGAGCGAGACGAUCUCCCUUCGACCUUCUUGGCGUCGCUCGUCCGACGGAGAUAUGUUUCUCCCCGCCGAGCCGAGGCAUCGCGUCGGCAGGGGAAAGUCACGUUCGCCGGCCCGCGGUCGCUGGUCGGUGUGCACUGGUUUGGAGGAGGGGAUGUUGGUUUCCUUGCUUCUUUCCAGCUUCUUCAUCUGGCUGUGUUUUCUCGAUUUGUCGUGAGUGUGUUUGAAGUCUCUCCUCACUCGAUAUCAGCGCUAUUCUUGACUCUGUCGUCCCGUUUACUCCCUAUUUCCCCGCGCGUUUCCCCCGCCUUUUCCAUAGUACUACUUUGUUAUCAAGCAACCAUGGCGUCCAUGCCAGAGGGCGCACCGGAGCCAAUUCAGGCAGACCUCAAGGCGAUCGAAGCCAAGGCGGUUAACCAGACGCUCGCUCAGAUCCGAUCCUUCGCAGCUGGGGGCAUUGGUGGCAUCUGCGCAGUGGUUGUUGGCCAUCCGUUCGAUCUGGUCAAGGUGCGAAUGCAAACGGCAGAGAAGGGGGUAUACAGCGGUGCAAUCGAUGUGGUGAAGAAGACAAUUGCCCGUGAAGGGUUGGCUAGGGGGUUGUAUGCCGGUGUAUCGGCGCCUUUGGUCGGAGUGACACCUAUGUUUGCUGUGAGCUUCUGGGGCUAUGAUGUGGGCAAAACGCUGGUUAGCCAGUUCUCCACUGUACCAGUCCACCAUAACACACCGAAAUACUCGAUCGGUCAGAUCUCUGCUGCGGGUUUCUUCUCGGCCAUUCCGAUGACCCUCAUCACCGCUCCCUUCGAACGCGUCAAGGUUCUCCUACAAAUCCAGGGGCAGAACCCUCCGCCACCCGGCCAGAAGCCCAAGUACUCCGGCGGGGUCGAUGUCGUCCGGCAGCUCUACAAGGAAGGUGGUAUUCGCAGUGUAUUUCGUGGUAGCGCCAUGACUCUCGCCCGAGACGGGCCUGGAUCUGCCGCAUAUUUCGCCGCGUACGAAUAUAUCAAGCGCCGGUUGACGCCCAAGGACGAGAAUGGCAACGUGACGGGCGAACUGUCUCUGACGGCUGUCUUAACGGCCGGUGGUGGCGCUGGGAUUGCGAUGUGGAUUCCUGUCUUCCCCGUCGACACCGUCAAGUCGCGGUUGCAGAGUGCUGCUGGAAAUCCCACUAUCGGAGGCACCAUUCGUUCGAUCUACAGCAGUGGUGGUUUUAAGGCGUUUUUCCCCGGGUUCGGACCUGCUCUAGCCAGAGCUGUCCCUGCUAACGCUGCCACUUUCUUGGGUGUCGAAUUGGCCCACAAAUUUAUGACGAAGCUCUUCGACUGAAGCGUACGAAUGAUGAGCAAGGUGAAUUUUUAAGGAGUUGCAAUGGGUAAUGCAAGGUGGAUAUAUAAAUACUCCCUGAUAGACAGACUACUGUUUCUCCACGUUUCAUUGCUUUUUUGUCCGCAAUGGCAGGUUGGAUAUCCCUUUCGGCUAGACUUUUGAACUUACUGUUCCCCAAACCUCCAUAUUCAAUGGCGUUUCUGUCUUUCAUUCUAUACCUAUAGCACUACUUACUGGUUUCAAGAAAAAAUGGAUUUAGCCUCAAGUGUCGUU